Molecule: messenger RNA, 618 nt
Organism: Trichomonas vaginalis G3
Lineage: Eukaryota; Parabasalia; Trichomonadida; Trichomonadidae
Exons: 1
Coding region: 1-618 (205 amino acids)
Source: RefSeq, a predicted model, not a curated record
AUGGAUAGAAAGUCUGCUAGAAUAAAAGCAGAGUUACAAAGAUAUGGUUGGAGAGUUUCGAAGAAUUUUAAAUAUAGGAAGGGAAGACCCAUAAAAGUCUAUGACAAAUUGUCUGGUCUUCGCUACGAAAUGGAUUUGGAAACAGCACGUGCCAAUUAUCCAAACAGACUAGAGAGGUUAGAAGAAGAACGUCUUAUGGACAUGCCUUUCGAUGUUAGUGAACCUCAAGUUGAAGGACACGACGGCUUUGCCAGAUUCUACUGGAAACAUGACGAACAAUUGCAUCCUUUGAGAAGGAAAAAAGGAAAAGGUGAAGACGCACAUGCUCCCAUGGAAAGAACAAGAUAUGCAUAUGAAAAGUAUCGUGAAGUUAGAAGUCAAAUUACAUCUGGUCGAACCUUUACAGUAAACUUUGACGAAGGAAAGAACAAAGAAGGCUUCAUGGGAGUACUUGCUGCAAUUCAAGACGGAAAUAAGAAAGGACACAAUCUCAGAAUGACCAUAACAGAUUUGGAUGGUCCUAUGCACAUGGCAAUGAACAAACAGCCGCAAAACUUCUUGACGCUUUCAAGACUACAAAGAGAGAACAAAUGGUUGACUCCGACUCAGACAUUUUGA